AUGGUGGGCUCAUUGCCUACAUCAAUGGAAUGGGAAACCAAUUCUGUUACCUCACCCCCAGUUGAUUAUCACGACGGAUGCGUCCCUGCAGGGUUGGGGGGCCCAUUGCAAAGGAGAAAAGACGGGGGGAAGGUGGACCAUAGAGGAAAGCUUAAAUCAUAUAAACCACUAGGAAUUGUUAGCUUCGUUUCUAGCGUUGAAGGCAUUUGCAAGGAACCUGCAGAACUGUCAUAUAAGGCUUCGGCUAGACAAUACGACAGCAAUUGCCUACAUCAAGCACAAAGGGGGUACUCACGUAGACAGCCUGUCCAGACUUGCUCUCCAAAUGUGGAAAUGGUGCAGGGACAGGAAGAUCGUGCUCACAGCACAUCAUGUACCAGGGAAGGACAAUCAGGUAGCGGACUUUCAGUCCAGGGUAUUUGUCGACAGAUUGGAAUGGAUGCUCGACCCACUAAUAUUCUCCCUAAUAUGCAAGAAAUUGGAGUUUCAUCCCACAGUGGAUUUGUUUGCAUCCCGGAUAAACCAUCAACUGCCUCGAUAUGUGGCCUGGAGGGCAGAUCCAGGGGCUAUAGCGAUCGAUGCAUUCUCGAUUGCAUGGACGAAAGAACAAAGUUAUGUGUUUCCGCCCUUUUGUCUCUCGACACAAGUGCUAAGGAAGUUGCAGGUGGACAAAGGAGAGGCUCUGGUGGUCGCUCCAACAUGGAUGACUCAAGUUUGGUACCCAAUGUUAGUUCAAAUGGCCAUAGCACAACCACAAUUACUACCUCUAGGACGGCAGAUAUUAACACAGCCACAUUCGAAUCAGGCCCAUCCGUUAACCGGGACACUACAUUUAGCGGCCUGGCUUGUCUCAGGCAACAUUAUGCGAGUAAGGGAUUUUCACAAGAAGUUGCGGAUGUCAUGGUCGACAGCUGUAGAGGAGCCACCCAUAGACAAUACCAGUCCGCCUGGAAAAAGUGGAGUGGCUGGUGUAAUCAACGGAAUAUUUCUCCGGUUUCAGCACCUUUGAGUUUUAUUUUAGAUUUUUUAGUUGAGUAUGAAAAGCAAGGUCGGAGCUACAGAACUAUUAGUGUAUACAGGUCUGCCAUUUCGCGUUAUCAUGAACCAAUUAAUAAUUGUACAAUUGGUCAAAAUGCGGAUGUAUGUUGUUUAAUGAAAGGGUUUUUUAAUCGGAACCCCCCUAAGCCUAAAUAUUUAGUUACAUGGGAAAUUGAACCGGUACUGUCUUUUCUUUUAAGUCUCCCAGAUUGGGAAUCUCUCUCAUUAAAAAUGUUGACGCUAAAGAUGGUUUUAUUGCUCAACUUAGUUACAAUAGGUAGAGUGUCAUCAUUAGUGCAUAUAGAUAUUUCACGUCUUAAUAUUUCUGAAAAUUCUUUGAAAUUCAUACCGUCGAAACUGGCUAAGCAGAGUAGGCCCAAUUAUAACAUAAGGUGGGUCGUGAUAGAAGCAUUUGAGGAUAAACGUCUCUGCCCAGUUACGGCGGUGACAAGGUAUUUAGAAUGUACCAGGGUCAUUCGAGGAACAGAGAAUCAACUUUUAGUGAGUUACUUAAAACCGCACAAGAAGGUGGUUUCAUCUACUGUCAGUAGAUGGAUUUGUGAUAUGUUAAGUCAAGCAGGGGUGGAUACACAACAGUUUAAAGCUCAUUCUACUCGUGGUGCAGCAGCAUCAGCUUCACAGAGGCUGGGGAAACUGAAGUUAAGCUAA
Molecule: messenger RNA, 1707 nt
Organism: Anneissia japonica
Lineage: Eukaryota; Metazoa; Echinodermata; Crinoidea; Comatulida; Comatulidae
Exons: 2
Coding region: 1-1707 (568 amino acids)
Biological process (GO): DNA recombination; DNA integration
Molecular function (GO): DNA binding
Source: RefSeq, a predicted model, not a curated record